CUGUAGUAUAUACAACCCAUGAGAUACCAUGACCAUGUUUAUAGCGAGAAAAUGCUACGCUUCUUUCCCGGCGAUGUUAACGUGGUUGCUGCUUGUUUUGCUGUCCUCGCAGUUUCAGCCAUGUCCAUGCUACACGUCGUUUGUCUUCGGUGAUUCCUUGGUGGACGCCGGCAACAACAACUACCUCUUCACUCUGGCCAAGGCCGACUCCCCUCCUUACGGCGUCGACUUCAAGCCUUCUGGUGGCCGGCCAACUGGGAGGUUCACUAAUGGCCGUACCAUACCGGAUAUUAUAGGGCAACAGCUUGGAGCGAAGUCAUUUCCUGAUCCCUAUUUGGCAUCAAGCGUUAACCAACUGGAAAACACCGUACGGAUUGGCAUAAACUAUGCUUCAGGGGCAUCAGGAAUUCUGGAUCAAACGGGAAUACUCUUUAUUGGGAGAGUUAGUAUGAGGGAGCAGGUGAAUGACUUCGAGCACAGCAAGAGUUACAUGGUGGAAAUGAUGGGGGAGAAUGGUACGAUGGAAUUCCUAAAGAAAGCCAUCUUCAUCGUAACUACGGGUUCCAAUGACAUCCUCAACUACGUACAAUCAUCUCCUCCAUUAGUGAUGGGUACUGAUGAUGUCUCCCCACUUACUCUCCAGGACAUGAUGAUCUCCAACCUCACUCUCCACCUCAAGCGACUGCACGAGCUUGGAGCAAGGAAGCUUGUAGUAGUGGGUGUCGGGCCGCUGGGUUGCAUUCCGUUUGUUCGAGCCGUGAAGUUAAUACCGCCCGGUCAAUGCUCGACGGAGGUGAAUGCCAUAGUCCAAGGCUACAACGGAAAACUAAUCCGCGCACUUAGAGGAUUGAAUCGAGAUAUGGGACCGGAUCGUUCCAUCUUUGUCUACGCGAAUUCCUACGACAUCUUCCUUAACAUCAUUUCGAAUCAUCGUAGUUACGGGUUUGAGGAGGCGAGCGAGCCGUGCUGUGGAGCACUGCCGCCGUUUCUGUGCUUCGGCGAUCCAACUAGGAACUCGUCAACGGGGUCGGUGUUUUGCGAUGACCGAUCAAAGUAUGUGUUUUGGGAUGCGUAUCACCCUACCGAAGCCGCCAACCUGAUCAUGGCGAGAGCUUUGCUUGAUGGGAAUCAAAGCAUGACUUCACCAAUCAACAUACGCCAGCUGUACCACUAGUUAUUAAUUAAGAAGCAUUUCAUGCCUUUUCCAUUGAGAGCCUAUCUGGAGGCAUGCAAUUUAUUAUUAGUAACACAUGAAGC
This is a messenger RNA of Linum tenue, 1257 nucleotides long. Lineage: Eukaryota; Viridiplantae; Streptophyta; Magnoliopsida; Malpighiales; Linaceae. The record is from the annotation of a GenBank genome assembly.